Messenger RNA from Lucilia sericata (common green bottle fly), 837 nucleotides. Its product is annotated as stress-associated endoplasmic reticulum protein 2. Gene Ontology annotation, biological process: endoplasmic reticulum unfolded protein response. The record is from RefSeq and is a predicted model, not a curated record. Lineage: Eukaryota; Metazoa; Arthropoda; Insecta; Diptera; Calliphoridae. Bases 116 to 310 code for a protein of 64 amino acids. The transcript has 3 exons. Gene Ontology annotation, cellular component: endoplasmic reticulum.
CUCUGUUUCUUACAUUUGUUUUUAUACGUGUCGGUUUCGUCUUUACGUGUCAUUUUAUUUACGAAGAAGAGAAGCCUUUGUACAAAAAAAUCCAAACAACAACAACGAAAUAAAAAUGGCCCCACCACAGAGAAUGCGCGUUGCUAAUGAAAAAGCCAGCAAAUAUAUUACAAUGCGUGGCAAUGUACCAAAAUCUUCGAAAGCUAAAGAAGGACAAUACCCCGUUGGACCCUGGCUCUUAGCACUUUUCAUUUUUGUUGUUUGUGGCUCAGCAAUUUUCCAAAUUAUCCAAUCCAUUCGAGCAGCGUAAAUGAUUUAAACUUAUUGAAAUUGGAAGCAUUUUUCUUUGGCUAAAUUUAACAAUAACAACAAUACACAUUUUAACCACUCACACACCAAGCUCACAGCAACAACAACAACUUCCAUGCUACAACAAAAUACUAAGACAAGACAAGUUAACCAAAAAAGCAGUCAAUCAUUAUUAGCCAAAAAAGGAAUGAACAAAAAAGAAAAGAUGUGUUUUUUAACUUUGCUAAAACAAACAAUUGUAAACAAAAAUGUUAAAGACCGACCUUAAACUAAACUACAAUAUAAAAUUUGCUAAUUAUGUCUUUUUACACAUAUUUUGAUAAAAUCUUGUUACAAAAUAUGUUUUAGUUUGUAGUAUGCUUUCUCUCGAUAUUUUAAAUGCAUUCCUUUUUGUUUGUUCGUGGAAAGAAAAGAAUGAUAUUUGUACUGUUUCUUAAAUGUUAUAUUCAAAAACAUUUGUUCAUAUAUAGCUUUUCUUACUACUCGGUUUAUUUUUUUUAAAUAUAAUUUACCUUUUCCGUUCAUUAA